UAUCGUCCAAAUUAAAAGCGAGUAUGUCUCUUGAUGAUCAAACAAGAAAAGGUCAUUCUAGCACUUCGGGAAAUUUUGAUUUAUUUAGCGAUACUCAUACUCCACCUUCCCGGCCAUUACGACAAUAUGUCUCUCGAGAUCCUUUUAAAAUACCACCAUUUUGGAUUGAUUCCCCGCAAUUAUGGUUUAGAUGCGUUGAGAGCGCAUUUUCACGAGCAGGCAUACUUACUGAAACCAAAAAAUUUGAUGAAGUUUUGGCUGUUUUAGAUAACUCAGUUAUCGAUAGAAUUGGCUUGGAUUUACUAGAGAUACAUGGACUUAGGCCAUAUGCUCAGCUUAAGGAAGCUUUGUUGACAAAAUUUGCACCCACGGAAGAUCAGAGAUUGACUGCAUUUUUGCACACUUCCGAACUAGGAGAUCAAAUGCCUUCUGAAAUGCUAAAACGUUUGAAAUUUUUAAUCGGACCUGAACGUUUGCAGGAAACUCUUGCUAACAGCCUGCUCAAGAAGUUAUUUUUAGAAAAGUUACCGUCAUCUAUCAGAAAUAUUUUGGCGUCAAACUACGACAAUACAGUGGACCAAUUGGCAAUUCAAGCGGAUCGAAUCGUACAAAACUCGGAUUUUUCAAAACAAGACACGUGCUGCUAUAAGUGUUUUACCUUUUUCGAAAUUCAAUUCUACUAGCAGGCACGCAACACAUGACUUCAAGCUGUUAAUGGUACUCGUAUUUCUACAUUUGGAGAUAAAACUUUGAAUUUGAAAUUACGACAGCACAAGACAAUGCCAUGGACUUUUACAAUUGCUGACGUAAAUAUGCCUGUGUUGGGUAGCGAUUUCUUAACUAAUUAUGGACUUAUACUUGAUUUUAAAAAUCGCUUACUAAUUGAUCCAUCUAGCACGACGAACGAGAUGAAGCAAAAUACAAUGACUUUGGUAGCGGCGAACAUCGCCUCAGGCAUCAACAAGGACAAUCGUUACGUUCAAAUAUUGAAAGAAUUUCCUUCAAUACUACGAGAAACAAUCAAUCCACUUACAACAAAACAUGAUGUGAGGCAUUCAAUUACUACAACUGGAUUGCCGGUGAGAAGUAAAGUUCAUAGAUUACCACAGAUGAAAUAUACAGCUGCCAAAGAACAAUUUUUCCAAACUCUUGAAACAAGGUAUUAUCUCAC
This is a messenger RNA of Styela clava, 1171 nucleotides long. RefSeq lists its product as uncharacterized. NCBI's taxonomy places the organism in Eukaryota, Metazoa, Chordata, Ascidiacea, Stolidobranchia, Styelidae. The record is from RefSeq and is a predicted model, not a curated record.